Molecule: messenger RNA, 1917 nt
Organism: Cyphellophora europaea CBS 101466
Lineage: Eukaryota; Fungi; Ascomycota; Eurotiomycetes; Chaetothyriales; Cyphellophoraceae
Exons: 1
Coding region: 1-1917 (638 amino acids)
Biological process (GO): glycerophospholipid catabolic process
Cellular component (GO): cytosol
Molecular function (GO): A2-type glycerophospholipase activity
Source: RefSeq, a predicted model, not a curated record
AUGCAUUAUCAGUCGUUAUUGUUUGCCGUCCCCUUGCUGGUAGCCGCCCAGUCCGACCAGGUUGAUGCUUACGUACCCCAGAAUGUGACCUGCCCCAAGGACUUAAAGGUCAUCGGCGCAGGAAAUCUCUCGGCUGAGGAGCGGAAGUGGAGAGAUGGCCGUCUGAUGAAGGCUCAUGCCGCCCUCGGCGACUACCUUGAGAACGCAAAGAUACCCGACUUUAACAUCUCCAACUUCACCAAUAGCCUGAAGGCCGAGGAUGCCCCAGUGGUUGGUCUUGCCAUCUCUGGAGGCGGUACACAGUCUGGUGUUGGUGGUCUCGGUAUCUGGCAAGCCUUCGACUCUCGCUAUGGCCCAGCAGUAGAUGCUGGCACGGGUGGUCUGACUCAGCUACUCUCGUACCUCACGGGACUCAGCGGAGGAGGUGCAGUCACUGUCGCUGCGCUCUCAGCCAACAACUUCUCAAGUACUGAGGAGCUCACGAAGGCGGUUAAUUUCUCUGUCAACUAUGUCGUUGGCCCUGAUGGCAAUGCGACUGAAUAUCAAACCAACAUCUUCGAGAACGUUGGUGCUAAAGCUGAAGCUGGCUUCCCUGUCUCUGCCACUGAUGCGUUCGGUCAGUUCUGGUCAACGUAUCUCAAUGAAGACUGGAUGUUUGGAAACUUUUCUGACGUGGCUGCCAAUGGCACAUCGUUCACAGCACACGAAGGUCCUAUGCCGUUGGUAUCCUUUGCCGAGGUCCUGCCCGGUUACUCACCACAAGUUCAUGGCAUCUUUUACCCCGGUAACAAUGGUACAAACGGCUUCGAGCUGACCGCUUAUGAGAUCUCCCCUUUCUACUUUGGCAGCUGGGCAGGUGGCCGCGUACAGGCUUUCAUGCCCACCAAGUACCUCGGCACCAACAUGAGCGAUGGCAAGCCGACCAGUGACCAGUGUUUUGUUGGCUUCGACAAGAUGACUUUUGUGCAAGGUACUACCGCGACAGCUUUCAACUUCUGGUUCAUUGACGACUGGUACGGCAUCCCAUUGUUUGCGAAGCGCGCCUUAUCCCGCCUCUGGCGCAGACAGUCCGAUGACAUCCAAGUCCCGCCCGAUCAGGAAGACAAUCCGCUCGUGGAGAUCGUGAACCAGACUGCCACUUACUUCAAUGAGUCUUUCGGUGACGCCAUGUACGCCAUAUAUCCGAACCCUUUCAACAAUCUCAAGAAUGCACCAUACAUGAAGAAUAACAGCUACCUCCUUCUACUUGAUGGCUCUGAAACAGGCGAGACAAUCCCCAUUAGGCCACUCAUCACCCCACACCGCGCCGUUGACUUCAUCAUUGCCUACGACUCCUCCUCAGAUGAGCCUAUGUACGACUGGGUCAAUGGCACCAAUCUGUACAACACCUACCGUGCUUCAAACGGCUCCCGCGGCGCGUUGCCCUUCCCAGAGAUACCCCCAGCCACCACGCUUGUCAACACCAACGCCACCUCCCGCCCCACCUUCUUUGGCUGCGAUGCUGCCGCCGAUGUUCCCCUCGUCCUAUACCUCCCAAAUUACCCCUGGUCUGCCUACACGAACUUCACCUACACCAAACCGAGCUUCACAGAUGUGCAGUUGAACACCACGCUAGAGAACGCCUUCAACGUGGCGACAUACGGAAACGGAAAAGCGCCCAACGGCGAGGGCGAGGGCUGGGCAGCGUGUCUGGCCUGCGCGGUCAUCAAGAAGAGCUUGCAGCGUGCCAAGAUGAAGGAGCCAGAGGCCUGCACCAAGUGCUGGGAGCAGCAUUGCUGGAACGGGACCAUGAACAAUAAGACCGUGGACGUUGGAAGUGGGCCGAGGCUUGUGCUGAACGACACGUUGAGCUUUGCGGAGUGGAACAAGACCGUGUGGGAGAGUCAGGGCGAUGGAGCCGGGUCGGGGUCGAACUAA